Molecule: messenger RNA, 1878 nt
Organism: Purpureocillium lilacinum
Lineage: Eukaryota; Fungi; Ascomycota; Sordariomycetes; Hypocreales; Ophiocordycipitaceae
Biological process (GO): ubiquitin-dependent protein catabolic process; establishment or maintenance of cell polarity
Cellular component (GO): MUB1-RAD6-UBR2 ubiquitin ligase complex
Source: RefSeq, a predicted model, not a curated record
AUGAGGGAGGUCAACUUUAGCAUCCCCAACGUCAACAAGGCGUCGGUCGGCAUCACCACCGCCCUCUACGACCGUCGCGCUCUCGACUGCACGUCGACCCUCCCGCUCAUCAACUCGCUCAACCACCUCGCCUACCUCACCACCUCCUCUGCUCGGAUCCGCGACAUCCUCACCGUCGAUGGCGGCAUCGAACGCCUUGUCUGCAUCCUCAAGCAGGGUCGCAGCAAGGAUAUGAUGGGCAUGUGGAAGUGGAACCUGGCCUUCCAGUGCGUCGUCAACAUCGGUGUUCGUGGUACCGAGAAUGUCCGCACUCGAGUCGUCGAGGCAGACAUGGUACCCGUCAUUGCCACCAUCCUCGAUAAUUACAUCAAAGUCAUCGAAAAGUGUCGCGAAAAGGCCGAAGAGGCCAGUCAGAAACAGUUGCAUGACCAUCACCAUCGUCGGCAUCGUGGCCACGAUCGGAGUUCGCCCAAGACAUCCACAUCCUUUGCCAGCCGCGCCGUGCGCCCCGAGCUCGACCAGAGAAGCGCCCGACGGCAUGGGCCGCCUCCUUCCAUUGACGUGCCUGCCAGUUUUGCCGGCCCAUCGUCCGCCGGUGGCCCGUCUGGAUCCGAGAAUGCCACAGCCGGGCCCGCCCCUCCGAGGAGCGCAGUGGCUACACCGGAGCGCCCAGCGAUAACUCCUAGCCGCCAUCGGCACAGCUUUCGCGAGUCUACUGGCCGCUUGCCAGCGACCAUCACACCCGGACAGCUUUUGCAACCACUGGCAACUCCCGGCCAGGGCAGAGACGUCUUGGACAACUUCGUUCGGCCGGUCCGCGACGUUGACCGUCUAGCUUCGAUGGCGCCUUUCGCGCACACGGACCUUGCCUCACAGCCGACCUCGCCGACAACGCCCUUACCGCCUCCUCAGCUCCGCUCGCCGACCGUGAGGCCCACAAACAAUAUUGACGCCUCUAACCGACAGCGGCGAAGGCCUUCCAUCAGGCAUCAGAACUCCACAGUCGAGGCAGACGACCUGAAUGCGGACAGCAUGCCGUCUGACGAGUCGCCAGACGCCGAAAUGACCGGGACUGCAGACAUUCAGUCGGCCGUUGGCAUUCAGGAUAUCUCCAUGGAGGAUGGCGAGAGUAUGUUGACUGGCUCCUCGCUGGAGCUGACCAACCCCACAGUCUCAGAAACACACCAGGACGCCGGCACGUUCAACAUCACCCAUCGUGCGCCGAUCGAUGGCAGCAUCGGCAACACUGCAAACCCUGCACCCGUCGCGCCCAUGGGCCUGUCCCCCAACCGCCCUGCCAUGGUCACGCCACCACAGCCAACCGCGCCCAACUCAACAGUACCUCGCUACCUGCUCGAUCGUCACUAUACUCCCAACCAGCACAUGCUCGCCGCAAUGCCUCGGGAAGAGGACGUGCUUAUGUCGCUGCAGCUUCUGGCCUACGUAUCCAAGUAUUGUGGGCUGAGAUCGUACUUUCAGCAAAGCCACCUCGUUCCGAAGCUCACCAUUGGCAAGGAUCUUGAUCUUCUCGACAGCGAAGAAGACGCCUCGGACGUCGAAGAAAACGAUUCGGCGGAUGAGGAGUACCUAUUGCCCAACGACUUCAAUCUCUUCCCCCUCGUCGAGAAGUUCACCGUUAGGUACCACAGCACCGACAUGCAGUACUGGGCCGGCGUGGUGAUGCGGAAUCUCUGCCGCAAAGACGAUACCCGCGGCGGCAUCCGGCAAUGCGCCUACUAUCAGUGCGGGAAGUGGGAGGAGUACACACGUCAGUUUGCCAAGUGCCGUCGGUGCCGGCGCACCAAGUAUUGCAGCAAGGAGUGCCAGAAGAGCGCCUGGGCCUUCCAUCGUCACUGGUGCGUUGCUGCGUCGCAAUGA